CUUGUGGCAAACGUGUGGCGCAGAACAUGUUUUGAGGAGGUGUUCUUUGUGCCAUUGUUCAAUCAAGUAAAAACGAGAAAACGGAUAAAUGGACCGUGGGUCGAAGCACAGGCAGGUGAAGCCUCUGGCUGCCUCUCUGCUGGACGCUUUAGAUUAUGACAGCUCAGAUGACAGCGAUUUCGAAGUGGGAGACGCAGAUGCCUCAGGGUCAGAGGGUAGUGCCAUUGGGAGUGAUGAGGAGGCGGAGGGGUCCAAGGAGGAGAGCGCUGCUGAGGACUCUGACAAUGACAGUGACUCGGACAACAUCGGCUCUGCAACGGACGGCAUCGAUGAAGAACAGACCAAGGAGCUGACAGGUGACGACACCCCCACCGAGGAAGAGGAGAAGACCAAGGAACAGCAGCCGUCCUCUGACAUUAGCACCACCACCACUAAAGACCCUGCUCCUUCAGGGGCGCCCAGGGGCCAACGGAGGAGAGAAGAGAAGGCCUCGGACACAGAGGCUGGGAGUGGAGGAAGCGGGAGUGGGACAGGUAGUGGUAAUGCACAGGACGGAGGCUCAACAACGGCCGCCACACAAGAGCCCAAGAAGUGGAACCUGCGUCGUAACCGACCCAUGCUGGACUUCACCACCAUGGAAGAGCUCAACGAGAUGGACGACUACGACAGCGAAGACGACAACGACUGGAGGCCCGCCGCCGGCAAGAAGAAGGCCAAGACGGCGGCUGCCCAGAAAGGAGGGAGCGAGGGAGAGGAGGAGGAGGAGGAGGAUGACGACGGCGGGAGCGGUAGCGAUGAUGAUGACAACGAGGAUGACGAUGGUGGUGAUGAAGAUGAGAAUGAAGAAGGGAGCAGUAGCGACAGUGAUAAAGAGGUGAAGAAACCCAAGAGGAAAGUGAAGAACAGCAGUGUGUUUGACGAGGAGCUGACCAAUGACAGCAUGUCACAGGGAAAGAGCAAUGAGGAUGCCUUGCUGGAGCGUGCCCAGACCUGGAGCGCGGCGGCCCAGAGGAUGGAACACAUCCUGAUCUGCUGUGUGUGUCUGGGAGACAACAGCGAGGAUGCUGACGAGAUCAUCCAGUGUGACAACUGUGGCGUGACCGUACACGAAGGUUGCUAUGGAGUGGACGGGGAGAGUGACUCCAUCAUGAGUUCCGCCUCGGAGAACUCCACGGAACCGUGGUUCUGCGAUGCCUGCAAGAACGGAGUCACGCCCAGCUGUGAGCUCUGCCCCAAUCAGGACGGGAUCUUUAAAGAGACUGACGCUGGGAGAUGGGUUCAUGUGGUUUGUGCGCUCUACGUCCCUGGUGUAGCGUUUGGGGACAUUGAUAAAUUACGACCAGUGACUCUCACAGAGAUGAACUACUCCAAGUAUGGGGCCAAGGAGUGCAGUUUCUGCGAGGAUGCCCGGUUUGCCCGGACAGGCGUGUGUAUUAGCUGUGAUGCUGGCAUGUGCCGAUCCUACUUCCAUGUGACCUGUGCUCAAAGGGAGGGGCUUCUCUCCGAGGCCGCUGCAGAGGAGGACAUAGCCGAUCCCUUCUUUGCGUACUGUAAGCAGCAUGCGGACCGCUAUGACAGGAAGUGGAAGAGGAAGAACUACCUGGCGCUCCAGUCCUACUGUAAGGCGUCUCUACAGGACAAAGAGAAGCAGCUGGCCCCCGAGGCACAGAACCCCUGGCAGGCCCGUAUCACCACCCGGCUGCAGCAGUACCGGGCCAGGGCAGAGCUGUCCCGUAACACCCGGCCCCAGGCCUGGGUCCCCCGGGAGAAGCUUCCACGACCCCUGACCUCCAGCGCCUCUGCUAUCAGGAAGCUCAUGAGGAAGGCCGAGCUCAUGGGCAUCAGCACGGACAUCUUCCCCGUAGACACGUCAGACAUCAGCGCAAGUGUGGAUGGACGCAGGAAACACAAGCAGCCCGCCCUCACUGCAGACUUCGUCAACUAUUACCUGGAGAGGAACAUGAGGAUGAUCCAAAUCCAGGACAAUAUCUCUGAACAGAAGAAUCUGAAAGACAAGCUGGAGAGUGAGCAGGAGAAGCUGCACGUCGACUACAACAAGCUGUGUGAGUCUCUGGAGGACCUGCAGAAUGUCAACGGUGUUCUGAGGAGUGAGGGUCAUGCCAUAUGGACCAUGCUGGGAGGAAUCCUAGGACAGAAACUGAACUCCCCGUCGGUCCUGAAAGCACCUAAAGAGAGGAAGCCCAGCAAGAAGGAGGGAGGAGCUCCUGGGAAGUCCUCCAACCUACCAGCUGUCCUCUACAGCUGUGGGAUCUGUAAGAAGAACCAGGACCAGCAUCUCCUGCUGCUGUGUGACACCUGCAAACUGUACUACCACCUGGGCUGUCUGGAACCUCCACUCACACGCAUGCCCAAGAAGACCAAGAACAGCUACUGGCAAUGUUCAGAGUGUGACCAGGCCAGUAGCGAUGAUGCCGACAUCGCCAUGGAGACACUGCCCGACGGCACCAAGAGGUCUCGGAGACAGAUUAAAGGACCAAUCAAAUUCAAUUUGUCCCCGGAGCCCAAGAAACGAGAUGUGAGGGGCACGAGAACUAGAGGGCAGAAGAGGAAGAGGGUGUCCAUCUGUGAAGAAGAGAGGUUUGAGGAACCGGUUCUACGUGAACGGCGUCAGCGUCAGUCUGCGAUGCAGAAGAAGACACCUAAAGCAGACGACACCAGGACCGACUGUACCUCCUGCAAAGGACCCGGGGACAACGAGAACCUCGUCAGGUGUGAUGAGUGUUGUCUGUGCUACCACUUUGGCUGUCUGGACCCUCCACUGAAGAAGUCUCCCAAGCAGACAGGAUACGGCUGGAUCUGCCAGGAGUGUGACACAUCCUCCUCCAAGGAGGAAGACGAGGAACGUGAGGAGGACGAAGAGGACGAUUCAGUCAAAGAGGAAACGACAGAGCACGAAAUCCCAACUGAAAUUCCCAACUGAAACAAAAACAACAGUGUGAUCUUAUCUUGAGCACAGUGAUCAAAUGUUAGUGGUCAGCGGUCGGUCAGUUUAAUCAAUUUCACUUCAAAGAUCUGUAGGUAACAGGACAGUCUGUAGUGUCUCAGUUCUACUGACAUUACUGCUCAUCUCUAGCCAGGUCCCCGAUCUGUUUGUGCUGUCUUGCAGCUAAUGACUACACAAACAAGAUGGCACAAACAGAUCUGAGACCAGGCUAACUCAUCUUUUCUCCUCAGUAAGAUAUGGGACAGAGCACAGAGGUACUACCCACGUUAGUUUUGUAGCCAGAGGAACAGUAUAUUUUAGAGUAGAGAAUGUAUUUGGUAAAGAAUGUUCUGUGGAAUAUUUUAGAGGGAAUUAAAGUCAUAGUAUAUAUUUUUGAAAAGGACAGACCUGAAGCCUCACGCUCACUAUGGUAACUGGAGAUGAUGUCGCUGACAUGUAGGUUUUAUCAUAGAAAUAUACAAUCUAGAAUAUAUUCUAGGUUAUAUAUUUUAGAUUGUAUUUCUAUGGUUUGUAUAUAAGAUCUUCAUGAAACAGCACGUCAAUGUAUUCUGACUGACAAGGUUUUCAUUCGGUGAUAGAGUUAUGUUUUCAGGGGCAUCCGACCGCAGCGGUAUUUUGCAGCAGAGAUGAAAUCAAAUAUAAAACACAGAGGAAGUGUCUGGUUGGACCAGACCAGUCAGACUGUUAAAGGAUAUGAACCUGCUUAUGAACCUGACCAACCAAACAUUUUCCCUCAGAUCUAUUUUCAUACACUAAUCAUUAUACAGUAUGGUGUUCACACUAUCCUCAGUAGCCUGCUCCCAGAUCUGUUUGUGCUGUCACAAACGAGGAUCAUUAGAGUUGGCUACACAGCACAAACAGAUCUGGGAUCAUGCUAUAUUCUCAAUGCCCUGUUUACAUACACUGGAUGUGAAGUAUUCAGUGGUGUCGAGUAUUUCUUAUACAAUCUCUCAUCACCAUUGAAUUGAAACUCUAUUUGCUGUACGGCAUGUGAACACCACGGUCUUGUAUCACCAGUUUAAAAACAUGUUUGUAUUUAGAUACUUUGUAAAUGUAAAGUGCCAAUAAACUUCAAUUACACAAAUA
Messenger RNA from Coregonus clupeaformis (lake whitefish), 4051 nucleotides. Its product is annotated as PHD finger protein 14. Bases 89 to 2941 code for a protein of 950 amino acids. Gene Ontology annotation, biological process: regulation of transcription by RNA polymerase II. Lineage: Eukaryota; Metazoa; Chordata; Actinopteri; Salmoniformes; Salmonidae. The transcript is spliced from 20 exons. The record is from RefSeq and is a predicted model, not a curated record.